AAACCUGCUCUAUAUAUCGAUAGUAUUGUACUGUUUUAGUGUUUUCUUUUAUUUGUGUCAAGUGUUGUUUAGUUUUUGAUGUUUUAUAUGUAUAUCAUUAUCUUUGAAUUAUGACUUGUUACAGAAUGUCGUAUUUGAUCCGUGUAUGUUUAAAAUAUCGGGAAGUGGGAGGAUUCGGUUGUUAACAGGGCAAACCGUACGAUGGACGAGUCUCUUUAGCUGGGCCCUGUCCGUCUUCAGAAGUGAGUUUUGACAGGUCGAAAGAAGGGCAUGGCGUCCGGGAGGCCGGUGGAAAGCAAACUCUUUAAGAAAUGGGAUAGGUUCAACGCCUGGAUCCACACGAUAUGCGUGGUGACAUUCGAUUUGGAAUUGGGACAGGCGUUGGAAGUUGUUUAUCCACCAGCGAACGAGCUUAGCGAGGAGGACAAGACGAACGUCUGCUACUUAGCGUUUCCCGAUUCAAACUCCGGUUGCUUAGGCGACACCCAGUUCCACUUCAGAUUCAGGCAUAUACCCAGCGACAAAGACGACUCCAAGUCCCACUCGAGAUACAAUUCAUCAUCAACUGUAGCAUCCCUGGCAAACAAAAAUUAUCUUUAUGGCUAUGUCUACUUCAGGCAAGUCAAAGACCCAAGUCUCCCUAGGGGCUAUUUCCAGAAAAGUGUGAUUGUCUUAUCUAAAUAUCCCUUUGUCAAUCUUUUCUUAACGAUAUGUCGGAUGAUCGCACCUGAAUAUUUUGACAAUGGAACCCUCAGCAUUGAAGCUGCUUGUCAUGAAAUAGACCAUUGGCCAGAACCUGUUACUGGUGAAAUUGUCAGUCUUCCACUUCUAGGCACAGUUCUUCAGGCACAGAUACCUGGUGAUAUUUCAUUAGGAAAUGCAGCAAUACUUCAAUCGAUCUGCUCAACAACAGUGAUACCAUGUGUCCAUCUUAACAAUUUGUUCAGCUGUUUUUCCAAUUGUAUUUAUCAUAUCCAUCUUCUGUGGGAAUUAGUGUUAACUGGGGAACCGAUAGUAGUUAUGGCAUCUUCUCCUGAAACUUGUUCCCAGAUGGUUCAUGCAUUGGUCACUAUGAUAAUGCCUUUAGUGUACUGUGGUGAGCAUAGGCCAUAUUUUACAAUACAUGAUAGUGAAUUUAAGGAGUACACAAAGACCACUCAGCCACCGCCACCCAUCAUUCUUGGCGUGACAAAUCCAUUUUUUUCUAAAACUCUCCAGCAUUGGCCUCAUAUAAUUAAACUUCCUGAGCCGGCUAAAGCAUCAACUUUGCAGAAAUCAAAAAUUAAAAAGGGCGUCAUUAAGGCUUUUGACAGCAAAUCUGGUGUUUACACCCAGUACGAACCAUUUUUGCAAAAAGAUAAGGCGAUCGUCAAAAAACUACUUAAAGGUAUCCAGACUAAUAGGCCUGAAGAAGUUCAAAGUGCACUACUCAGAAGGCAUCUUUUGGAACUGACACAGAGUUUUAUGAUACCACUGGAAAGGUACAUGGCAACAUUGAUGCCCCUUCAUAAAAAUAUCUCUCCAUACAAAGCUGCCCCUACUCCUUGGCCAUUUAACCCCGAAGCAUUUAUCGCUUCCUUGGAGAAGUCAGGCCCACAACUUACAACCGGAACAAAAGGAAAUUGGGAAGGUCUUUACAAAAGAUUUUUUAGGUCUCCCAAUUUUAUCGGUUGGUACAACACUCGUUACAAAGCAAUGAGUGAAAAAUUACAAAUACUUCAAUUAGAAGCUCUAUCAAUGGCGGAUUUAAGGCAUUGGGUUGCUGAUAAGCAGGAGGUGGAAAUUGUAGAUAUGAUUAUUAAAAUCAGAUGCAAAUUGGAUGAGUGCAAAACAAGAAAUGUAAAUUUGAGUGAAAGCACUUUUAAACAAUUACAGAGCCGUUUGCAAGAAAUAGUUUGUACUUUACCUGAGGACCUUAGAUCUGUAUUAGAAACAAAGACUAGCUGACCCCCAUAUAUGGGUGAUAAUUGACUAUUUGAUUUUUAUAUAAUGUCAAAAUCAAAACCAAUUUUGGAUCUGUAAAUAAAAAUACUUUAUGAUAAUUGUACAAGCACUUUUAUAAAGUGUGGGCUCAAUGUAAUUAUUUUCUUCUUCUUUUUCUUAAGGUAUUUUGAACAACUGUUUAUAUUAACUUUUUAUUUACUCGUAAAAGAAUAAUUUAUGAUAGAACUAGUGCCAAAAUUAUAUAUUGAUUUUUUAUUUUAUGUAAAAUAUAAAAAUAGAAUUGAUAAAUUACAAUUGUAGAAAAAAGCACAUUUAUAGCUCAUGUUGCUGUUUAAUAUUACAGCCUACAAGUUAUUUCUUAGUGGAAAAAAUGACUACACAAAAUCUGAUUGUAAAAUUAAUUAUUAAAAUAUUUAUUUUGGUUUUAUAA
Molecule: messenger RNA, 2374 nt
Organism: Cimex lectularius (bed bug)
Lineage: Eukaryota; Metazoa; Arthropoda; Insecta; Hemiptera; Cimicidae
Product: protein DENND6A
Exons: 4
Coding region: 271-1947 (558 amino acids)
Cellular component (GO): recycling endosome
Molecular function (GO): guanyl-nucleotide exchange factor activity
Source: RefSeq, a predicted model, not a curated record